Messenger RNA from Magallana angulata, 1787 nucleotides. Its product is annotated as coiled-coil domain-containing protein 97-like. The coding region runs from base 242 to 1180 and encodes 312 amino acids. NCBI's taxonomy places the organism in Eukaryota, Metazoa, Mollusca, Bivalvia, Ostreida, Ostreidae. The transcript has 4 exons. The record is from RefSeq and is a predicted model, not a curated record.
AACCUUGAAGUUGAUCGGUGGAUGAGGUUUUAAAUACGUUUCAACAGUUAGAAUUAUCCCAUUUUAAUGAAAAUCAAAUUAUAGUGCCAACAGAGGUAACUUAAGUGAAAAUUCACGACACAAAAAUCAAUGUUGUGACUUGAGAUAUUCGACCUGAUCAGAUUUGCAAACUAUAUCAGGUUGGUUAUAUAGAUGUGGAAUAGUUCAUGGAAUAGCCAGUGGUAGUUGUAUUGUGUUGAACAUGAUGGAUGUGAAGAAUCAGUCCUCUUCAAAAACAGAAGGUGAAGGUUGGUGUAUUGAUUUGGAUGAUAGAAGGAAUAUGAAAGAAAGAAUGCUGAUUAGAGUUGCAAAAUCAAAUGCUCACUUUAAGCACCAACAGUUAGGAGAAUCUGAUCUAACCGUAUCAGAAAAGCUACAAAUAGCAGAGGAUGUGCUAAGCACAAAAGGAGAUAAAUCUUUCCUGGCAAGAUUCUGGCAGCAUUUGACAAUGGAAGAUGCAGAAUAUUUCUCUAAGAGCAGAGAUGAUUAUGAAGUAAACUUUUAUUUAGAGGAAAUAGAGAAAAAUUGCAAUGCCCAUUUUUGUACAAAUGUUGUGAAAAAUAGACGAUAUGAAGCAAUGAAAAAGUUGGAAAAUGAAGGAGAAUAUUUUAGUGAGGAAGAGAUGAAGUAUAGAGAUCCCUAUCUCUACGAGCAAUUGAUUGGUCAGUUUAUUACAGAGGAGGAGGCACAGAAAACGAUUGACAAGUCUGAUCUUCGAUUCUCUACCAUCUUACUCAAACACAUGGAUCAGUUAGAUGAAAAUGAGCUCUAUUAUAAAGAGAAAGAAAAGGAGGAGUGCCAAAUGGAAGAAGAGGACACAAGUGAUGAUGAGGAAGAAAUAGAAGAGGAAUCAACAGAAGAAAUAUCAGAAGAGAGAAAAAAUGACCUCAAGUUGGAGUUUACUCGGAUCAUGAAGGAGAGAUUUCUAGCGGGAAAAGACAAGAAGUUUGACUACAGUUCAGUGGACCACAACACAGAAUAUGAUGACCUUGAAGUUCUCGAGCGGGAUGAGGAGGAGAAGUAUUUUGAUUCAGAGGAUGUAGACGAUCUUGAUUCAAGUGAAUUGAUGGAGGAGCAGAUCCCUGAACAAACUCAGGCCAUGUGUCUGGAUGACAGCCCUAGUGAACUCAGCCAGGGAUAGUCCAUCCCUCAUAGAACACAUCCAUAGUCUAUCCUUCAUAUAACACAAUCAGGGAUAGUCCAUCCAUCAAAAAAACAUGUCUAGGGAUAAUCAAUGCUCCAAGAACCAUGUCCAGAGGGAUAUAGAAAAAAAAAAUUUAAAAGUGAUUCAAACAGCAAGGACGUGUUUUCAUCACCCCAGUGACGUGAUUUCUGGCGACUAACAUUCAGUUGUAUCGUUACAUAAACUCUCAUAACGGAUCCAUAAAACAACGUUAAAGUGGGCAGUUUCUUGCUGUAAAAUUUGAGGGUAUAAGAUGCCCCAAAUGAACUACCGAGGUGUUUGUAUCUUCAUUAACGAUGUCUUACUCUCAUUCCUCUAGGUGAGAGCAAGUCACUGACUUUCAUAUGUGCCUAUAAGAGUACUAGACAUUUAUUUAUCUGAUGUCUGCCAUUAAUAGUAACCUACAUAUUUAUAAUACUUCUUAUGUUCAUUGUAUACAUAUUAUUCAACACAUCUUGUUAAAUGUUGCAUAGAAGUACAUGUUGAACUAGUACAUGUGCUUAAAGAGACACUUGAGCGUGUACUGCAAUAAAUGAAGUAAAACAAACAUUAAAUCGUAUUUUAA